This is a messenger RNA of Python bivittatus (Burmese python), 1714 nucleotides long. RefSeq lists its product as uncharacterized. The record is from RefSeq and is a predicted model, not a curated record. Gene Ontology annotation, cellular component: extracellular matrix. Gene Ontology annotation, biological process: binding of sperm to zona pellucida; positive regulation of acrosome reaction; egg coat formation. Gene Ontology annotation, molecular function: acrosin binding. Lineage: Eukaryota; Metazoa; Chordata; Lepidosauria; Squamata; Pythonidae.
UGAGUCUUUCCAGGAUGCAUCUGACAGUCUGCCAGCUGAAGAUAAGCACGAGGAAGACAGAGAGCCGGUUAUGGACACAAACUCAUGCAUUCCUGAGCUGAACUGCUGACACUCUGAAUCUGACUCCCUGGCUUCUUGACCCUUAGACUGGACUCCGACUUUCUGACCUCUGUAUUCCUGACCCACGGCUUGUGUUUGGACUACGCUCUUUGGACGCCGGAUCUCAGCAGCUUCUGACCUUGCAGCUGCUGUAAUCUGAUCCCUGGCCAAGCUAGCACAUUAAGGAAGAAAGCUCCUCCAGCUAUAUUGGACUACAGCUCCCAUUAACCUGAGCCAUCAGGAAAGUAGAGGGCUGGGUUGGAUUGCGACUCUGGGAUAGGUGUCAAUAUGGAGUGUCUGGCCAAUCAGAACUGAAACAGGCAGCAUCAGCUGGGCCUGAUUUUGUGCCAGCCAGUCACUGAUAAUGGACCAUUUAAGAAGGUCUGGGAACAGCUGGAUUUGGGUGGUUGCACCCUCCUUUAGAGGCAAGAUGGUGCUUUGCAGAAGAGGACUCUAUGGACUUUGGGGUGUGGUGUUGCUGGCAACCCAGGUUUUGACCCAAGGAAAGGAUGGCUUUUUCUCCCCAGCUGCAGUUCCCAGCUCUCUUCCUGAGACAACCGAGCAAAUGGGCUUCUUCAAAAAAAUAUAUCAUGCUGCAAGAGGACUGAUGUGGCACGGCUCUGCCAACACCACAAAAACUGCAGUGAACAGGUUGCCAACUCCGCCAAGCCCCGCAGUGGCCAGGAAACUAACAGAAAGCCACAUCUUGCAAGCUAUUGAAGUCAACGCAGUGGCCAAUUUGAAUUUCUCCCUAAGGGUCCUGAGCGAGGACUUCAGUGUUGAAGCUGUUCCAGAGGUCUACAUUGAAGGUUCUGUGAUUCACAUUGAAGCGAGAAUCCAGGCUAGCCCAAGCAUGUUCCCUAAACUUUUUAUUGAGGAGUGCUAUGGAGCAAAUGCCCCACACCACAGCCAUACCAGGAAGAUCUACAUAAUUGUGAACAACCACGGGUGCCUGCAUGCCGGGGACCCAGAAGUAAUGUGGUUUCGUAAAACAGACUCCGUGAUUGUCUUCAAGCUGCCUGCUUUUUUGAUGACGGAUGACUCAGAGGAGAUCUAUAUCCAUUGCCUUCUCACAGCCUGGAGUCAGAAGCUCCCCACAAAUCCUGGCAAGAAAAUGUGCGUCUUUGACAGCAUCUCCUCCAGGUGGAAGAAUCUAGAUGAACUAUCCAAGUCUUCAAUCUGCAACUGUUGUGACAGCUAUUGCCACCAGGAAUCCCCUCAUGGAAAUCUUAAAGGUGAAAGGAUAUCACACAGAGAACUCCUUGGUCCUCUGAGAGUGCGCAAAGAAGACGCCCCAUGGCUGGAAGGGAAGUGCCACACCAUGAAGAGGAUGUUGUUGGUGAGCGCGGCCUUCGUCUGCAGCUGCAUCUUGGCUGCUCUCUUUGUUGGGGUCCUCAUAGCUCUGGCCCUGGCUGUGCUGCGCUAUUCUGGAGUGGGUAGGAGGCACAGGCGCCUGAGGAACCGGAAGGCGCAGCGGAGUUUCCACACGGAGCUACAGACGGUGGUCGGAGCCUGCACUGAGACCGACGAGAUCGAGAAAGAAUCCAACAUGGACUACUGCAAGCUUAACCGCAACACCCCAGAGAAAAACUAACCGGAUCCUUAAUCUGAGAAU